Messenger RNA from Cryptococcus deneoformans JEC21, 1221 nucleotides. RefSeq lists its product as hypothetical. Gene Ontology annotation, cellular component: nucleus. The record is from RefSeq and is a predicted model, not a curated record. Bases 65 to 1045 code for a protein of 326 amino acids. The transcript is spliced from 4 exons. Gene Ontology annotation, biological process: site-specific DNA replication termination at RTS1 barrier; mitotic DNA replication termination. Lineage: Eukaryota; Fungi; Basidiomycota; Tremellomycetes; Tremellales; Cryptococcaceae.
CUUCUACUCUGAACAUUUUCUUCUUUCACUCUUCAUCUCAAAUCCGCUAUCGAUAAACUUCAUCAUGGGUGCCGAUGGUGGAUCAAUCCCAGACAGACGAGAUCUGGUUAAGACAAAGGGCAAGACAGAGCAAGCGGAUAAGGAAUCACUCAAAGCGCUGUUCUUCCUCUGUGCUCUUAGCAAGAAACCCUUGAAAAAACCAGUGGUUAUAGAUCCUCUGGGAAAACUUUAUAACAAGGACGAUUUGAUCGAGUACUUCCUCGACAAGUCCAAGUAUGGCGAUGGUGAACAGAUUUGUGGACAUUUAAAGGGUGUGAAGGAUCUCACCACCCUUAACCUUACCCCGAACCCCGAUUUCACAUUCUCGUCCGCUUCCGCCACCGUUACCACUUCUCGCGCCCCGUUCAUCUGCCCUCUUUCUCUCCGUGAAAUGGCUGGUACUUUCCCAUUCAUUGCCCUCAAAUCAUGCGGCUGUGUAUUUUCAGAUGCUGCUUUGAGAGCUGUAGUGCCAAACCUCACAAAAGGCACUGGCGCGAAAGUCAUUCCGAAAGACGAUGUACCUGAAGAAGGGAAGCCAGUUGUCAAGGAGAAUACGACGGAAGUUGCAUGUCCCAACUGUGGAAAGACUUUCAACCCAACAAUAUCAGCGGCAAUCAUUCCUGUGAAUCCCCCAAAGGAAGUUCAGGAUGUUCUUCUGGAAGACCUUCUCACCUCCCGGGCAGCCGCGAAAUCAUCAAAGAAGAGGAAAGCAGACAAGAGUACAAAGGCCAACAACGACACCGGGUCUCCAGCAACGCUUGAACCUCCUCCAAAGUCGGCUCGAAUUUCUUCAUCGUCACCCGCGCCCCGAGCUACUCCUACCGUCAAUACACCGGCAUCCCUAGCCAGAUCUGUACAUGAGAAGCUGGCGGAGCAGGAGAAGAAGAGGUUACAGGCCCAGGAAAACAUGAGCGAGGCCGUUAAGGCAAUGUUCAAGCCAAAGACAAAUGAGAAGAAGUCUGGAGCUGAUGACUUCUUUGGGCGAACAUUCAAUAGAUAUGCAUAGAGAGGGUGGAUAUUAGGGCGGGUAUGUAUGACAGAUUGUUGUAGAUUCUUGCAUUACCACAUUGUGUUGUAUAUUCUGGCUACAAAAACAACAAGGCUAUGCGGCUUAAUUGUGGGCAACGCACGGGCCUCCAGCCUUCGCCAAUUGGUUCAACUUAAGUCUAUCCUUCAAAUCCG